This is a messenger RNA of Ananas comosus (pineapple), 1419 nucleotides long. Its product is annotated as protein ABHD17A-like. The record is from RefSeq and is a predicted model, not a curated record. Lineage: Eukaryota; Viridiplantae; Streptophyta; Magnoliopsida; Poales; Bromeliaceae.
CUAAAAACCCCCCACCCAAAAAAAAAAAAAAAAAAAAACAGAGAGAGAGAGAGAGAGAGAGAGGGAGAGGGAGGAUCCCCUCUCCAAUUCGACCCAAUUCCAUCUCCAUUGUGCGCGCGAAGGAGAGAGAGAGAGAGAGAGGGGGGGGGGGGGGAAGGAAUGGGGAACGUGACGUCGUCGGUGGCGGCGAAGUUCGCGUUUCCGCCGGAGCCGGCGACGUACGAGGUGGGGGGAAGGGAAGGAGGGGGAGGGGGAGGGGAGGGGAGGGGGAGGCGGAGGUGCGGGCGGUGGAGACCGCGGGCGAGCGAACGGGUGGUGGCGGCGUUCUGGCGGCACCCGGGGGCGCGGCUGACGGUGCUCUACUCGCACGGCAACGCCGCCGACCUCGGCCAGAUGCUCCACCUCUUCCUCGAACUCCGCGCCCACCUCCGCGUCAACAUCAUGAGCUACGAUUACUCGGGUUAUGGAGCCUCCACUGGGAAGCCAUCCGAAUUCAACACGUACUACGACAUAGAAGCUGUAUACGAUUGUUUGAAGAAAAAUUACGGGAUAAGGCAAGAGGAUCUGAUCUUGUACGGCCAGUCCGUCGGUAGCGGGCCGACGCUGCACCUGGCCGCGCGGUUACAGAGGUUGCGAGGCGUCGUCCUUCAUAGUGCUAUUCUCUCGGGCAUACGGGUCUUGUACCCCGUCAAAGUCACAUUUUGGUUCGAUAUUUUUAAAAACAUCGAUAAAAUACGGCAAGUCCACUGCCCUGUUUUUGUCAUACAUGGUACCGCCGACGAUAUCGUCGAUUGGUCUCACGGUAAGCGCCUGUGGGAGUUAUCAAAGGAGAAGUACGAGCCGCUCUGGAUAAAGGGCGGCGGCCACUGCAAUUUAGAAACUUAUCCGGAGUACAUCAAGCACUUGAGGAAAUUCAUUAGCGCAAUGGAGAAACUCCCUGCAUCUAAACAAUCGAAACAAAGCAAUGCGCAGACGUCGACCAUUACCGAAGUAAAACACAACAAGUGCCUCAGAUUUGGCAAGAGAUAGCUCGCGUUACUAACUGCGUCGAUACUCAGAUGGAAAUUAAUGUUUGUUUAAAACUAACAAAGGCGGAUUAGAGCUUCAAGAGUGCCUAAACGGCUUUUGCUUACCGAAAAAGGGGCUUUUACGGGGAUUUCGCGUGAAAUUGUGAUGCGUUUCAGAUGAGGCCCAUAGAGAUUUGCUCUGAAGUUGUUUUCAGAAGUUCAAAAGCCCCAUUUGACGAAAGCCGAAGGGAGAAACAACACUUUGGAACAUUUGGUAGCAUUAUACUGUUUCUUGUAUCAAAUAUGAGCUCCUUAGAUAAAUGUCUGUACUAUUUGCCAGAUACAUGGCUUGUGUAAAACACGCGCUAAUUCUAAAUUAUAUGUUUGUUUUCUUUGUUACUUUUGAAUCAAA